Gadus morhua (Atlantic cod) is the source of this 1968-nucleotide messenger RNA. It is a transcript of the gene c20h2orf81, whose product is annotated as chromosome 20 C2orf81 homolog. Lineage: Eukaryota; Metazoa; Chordata; Actinopteri; Gadiformes; Gadidae. The record is from RefSeq and is a predicted model, not a curated record. The transcript is spliced from 4 exons. The coding region runs from base 143 to 1462 and encodes 439 amino acids.
UGCGUAACGCGUCACCAAACCACGUGUCACAUCUACGUCGACUUGUUCAGUUGCUUGGCAACUCCACUAACAAAAGACCCACCGUGGAUGAAAAGGGAAAAAAUAACUCAUAAAACAUUUUAAAGCGCCUGGCAUUCAGCGGAUGUCGCGCUCUGCAUCCAAGUCCCGCGCGGACACUCGGGGCCCUAAAGCCCCUGUCCAAGCGGCCUCUCCUCAGAGCAAUGACCCCCCCGUGGAAGAAGACGUGGUCCCCGGUCACCUGACCCAGACACAGUGGGAGGACUUGCUGAAGCUGGAGGAGACGGGGGAAAACGUUGAGGAGAUAGUGGAGGACCUCAUGGGCAAUGUCAUGGAGAAAUGUCUCAAGUCACACAUUCACAAACAGCUUGUGGCUUUCACCGUAUGCUGGGCCAAAGACUUCCUAGUCGAGGCUAUGGAACUGGCUCUCCUCUACCGUGACCCAGGAGACGGGCCGGAGGAGGCGUUCUCCACUGCUGAAGACUCACAGCCGGUGCCUUCACCUAUAGACUCCUGGGCCCAAGGCUGUGUGCCUGUUGUAUCCAUCAGCAGUCCUCCUCCUCCUCCUCUUCCUCCUCACGCAACUCCUCACAAAGCAGCAGGGCUGGAUAAAAAAGAGCCAGGAUCUCCCCGGCCGCCCUGCCCAGAGGCCCAGCUGAACAGCUCUAGAGUACAACAUGAGAAGCAUAGAGAGAGGAGUGGCCCUGCAGAUCACAGCCCUCACAGAAUAGCCACCCCUACCCCACCAGGCAAAAGCGAUAGAAAGAAAAAAAUGAAGAUUCUGCUAAAUACUGCGGCCAAAGAAUCAAUCCAGUCCUCAACACAGUCCCUUUCCCGGUUGGUUACCCAAGGGGAGCAGGAGGAGGACAGGAAGAGGAGGGUUUGUUUGUCCACUGAUGGGUUUGAUUCGUUACCUGCGUCUGAGGGCAAGCAACCCGUGUCAAAGCGACAUCAUGUCCUCCAGCCCCUGCCUCUUGUCUCUCCUCAGUAUGAGAUCCUGGACACACUGCUCCCUAAAAGACAGACCAUACAUGGACUUCCUCUCUCAGGGCACAAAUACACCAAACAGCGUGCGGCGUCAACCAGCAUGAAGCUCAAGCCAUUACCCAACUACACGGAUCAUAAGGCCAAGCUUCAACAAAGACCAAACGCCCAGCCCAGGACUGAUUCCUGGCUUGAGCCCAGACACCAUUCUACUCCCGUGGACGAGAGUGGUAUAAUUAGGUUUUCCGGAAGUUUGAGGCUAGACACCAUGAAUUUACUACCAGGGGUUUCCCUCAAUGAGUCACAGGGUCUUCAGAACAGUCCACUAAACACUGGUACUCAGGUCUGUUUGGAUAACAUGGCUGAGCUGAGGCCCAUACGAAGGUAUCCAGCCUUGCCAAGCCUUACUACUGAGCAGCGUAGUACAGGUGUACCAGCUCAGGCAAUGCCCCUCAAGUAACGCCAGAACGUGAUCAUGGGAUGACUUUUGUUAUAUUUUUUCAAAUAAUAAAAGUACACUAAGAAGAAUGUGAUGCGAAGAGCUGUAGGUGGCGUUGUUGUAGGUCAUGCACGUGUGUGUAUAUGUGAAAGGUGAUCAAUCAAUUUGAAUCUGAUGUGAAAAAAGUACACUCGAAAAUGUUAUUUUUAAAAACAAAAAUAUAUAUAUAUAUACAUAUUCUGCUAACCCAAAUAAUAAUCAUAAGCGUUGACAAUAUCUCAAUUUCUUCUGAAUGAUUUGAUUAAAUCAGUUUAUCUACUAUUACAUCAACAAAGGGUAAGAAAAGUAUAGCAAUUAUGACCACAAUUAAACUCACCCACAUUCAACUUCAAACUAAUUAAAAAGCUUGGUGGGCAAUAAGAAAAUUAUAAAAAUACAUGUUUUUAAUUUAUAAAUAUAUCAUCACUUUUGCAACUGCCUUUCUUCAACAUACGCUGUCGUAAAUAAACAUACUUAUUAUAAGUUAA